AUGCCUCCACGCAAGAUCGUGCUAUGGAGCAAAUUGCCAGCAGUUACCGGUCCGGCAAAUCGGUGGCGGCCGAUAAUACAGGCCAAUACCGCACUGCGUGCUUUAGCUGUCGGGCAGCGAGACAGCGCUGUGAUCGGCGGAAGCCCUGUUCGCGAUGUACUUCACAGGGACAGACAUGCAGUUACCCUCUUCGAUCCAAUAGAGGCCGUAAAGAAGGCAGUACCAACCAGUAAACCAGACAGUCUCGAGAAGCUCUUAGCUCGCAUUAACGAAAGCCCUGUGAAGGAUCAAGUCAUCGCAGCCAUUGUCAAGUCUCUGAACAAUGGCUCAGACAACUUGUCUCCGCCCUUGACUGAUUCGCCUGGCUUCCAAAAUCAAGGGCUUGAAGUGUCCAUCGACACGACUACCCGCUCGGAGAGCCCUGAGUUACCAGACACUACUCAAGUACCAUGCCCGUGCUUCAAACUUGAGAGGGAGAGUCACGUAGUAUCCCCCUUACAAAUCAUGGCAGCGGCUAUCGCUGCGGACCUACCGACAACAUCACUAUGCCCAAGUCACACAUCUCGUUCCAAAGAUGGAAAUGGCUUGGAUGAGCGUCUAGUGGAGUAUCUUACUCCUCGAUCAACUCAUCAGAAAGAUUGGCACGUGUUGGCAUCUCAGUCCAACAAUACGACGUUGAAACUGGAGUCGACAGCAUGCGAUCCCGUAACCGCUCGUCUUGUCGACCAAAGCGAUGUCUCGCUCUAUUUUGACUUGUUUUUCAAAAUGCGCAACCCACUAGUAGGACUGCUCGAUCCUGUCCUCCACACCCCUGAAAGUGUUUACAAUGCAUCUUUCACUCUGUUUUCUGUCAUUUGUGCUCUCGGUUGCGCAAUAUCAACUCGGCCUCGUGACCGCAUACUGUACCCAACGCUUCUCUCUUUAGCUGAGGCGAGCAUGAUGUGGUCCAUUGCUGCAUCUGUGAAAUCGCUCGAAAUCAUUCAAGCGAUUAUCUGCAUGAAGUACUGGGCACCAUUGCACCAAAGACAGGCAGACGAUCCAUAUUGGCUUCAUCUGGGUCAUGCGGCACAGCUUGCGAAAGAACUGGGGAUCAAUCGACCUUCUGCCGUGACUGAACAAGCCAACGCGCUAGCCCCGGAUGCAAGCACCGAAUUCAAAGAACGAAUGAUGCGCAACAUUGAAAGAACAUGGCUGUAUGUUUUCAUUGCCGACAAGAGUUUUGGUAUUGCGACGGGUCGCUCCCUCAUUGUCGGUUGGAACGAGUUGCCUCCAUGCCCCUGUCAAUGGUGGAAAAAGCCCAUGACGAACCCAUCAGACCGCAUGAUCAGUGGGCUCAUUGAAAUAAGAGUUCAGUUGCUGGAAGCCUUGAAACAGCUAGGGCGAGGUAUCAAAACCCCUGAAGCUGUUCUAAGCUGGCACUCAAAAGCCUUCGAAGCCCUGGAGAGCACUCGAAAUAAGGCAUGCUCAACACAUGACCCCCGAAUCGCAACCUCUCUGCCCAUUUUGGCUUUCUACAUGGACCACAGUAUCAUGGUCCUGAAUGCACAGGCAAUGAGAGACCUCAAAAACAUUGACGAAGAGGUCAGGUGUGCAGAAUUUCUAACAGUAUCCCGGCGGGCAUUCGAUGUGGCGCGGCGCGCGUUGGAGCUUGCGCUCUCAGACUCAACGAUGCGAGAACUCAGAUUAGGAUGGCAUAACAACCAAUUCAUUAUGGUCGCGCAUGCCAUGACGGAGAUCCUCCAUGCCAUCAAGCGCGGAAAUCUUCCUCCGGCUGAUGUCGUUGAUGCUGCGACCAAAGUACGGUCGGUGCCUAGGUAUCUGGAAGAUAUGGCGCAGGAACUACCAGAUACAUCUGCUGUUCACUUUUAUACCGCAUUGUCGCGCGUUUUUGCUUCUCAGGUCGAGAAGUUUGUCAACGUCGAAGACCAGAACACGGAUCAAGACGCUGGUAUUGACACGAAUCUGUUUGUGCCAGAAUGGCUCAAAGAGGUGAAUGGAGGCUCUUUGGAUCCUGCUUUGUGGUUUGAUGUAGGGUUUCUGAGCGUAGAACAACCAAGCUUUGGCAAUGCAGAUCUUGGAGGAGUGGAGGACUUGGACAACUUGACUUUCAAUUGA
Colletotrichum siamense is the source of this 2115-nucleotide messenger RNA. RefSeq names its product Protein priB (gene priB-0). Lineage: Eukaryota; Fungi; Ascomycota; Sordariomycetes; Glomerellales; Glomerellaceae. Gene Ontology annotation, cellular component: nucleus. Gene Ontology annotation, molecular function: DNA-binding transcription factor activity, RNA polymerase II-specific; zinc ion binding; transcription cis-regulatory region binding. The transcript has 8 exons. Bases 1 to 2115 code for a protein of 704 amino acids. Gene Ontology annotation, biological process: DNA-templated transcription; regulation of DNA-templated transcription. The record is from RefSeq and is a predicted model, not a curated record.